AGUGUGCUUAGUUGCAAUUUAAAACGGAUUCAAAGUUCGAAAUAGCGUCCCUGAUGCGGAAGUGAGACUGCAACUUUGACUCUCUUCUGAGCCAGAGGAGACAAUAACAAUGUCCACUGGAUUUGACCUUAAUGUAUAUGUGGCUGGAAUUAGUCCUGUAGACAGACAUUGCAUCUUUGGUAGAUCAGUUCAAGAAUAGUCAAAAGUUGUGUGGUCAUUGUUUUUGUAAGGUCAUAGAGACUAAUAUUCCAAGUGUUGGUAAGCAAUGACAUCAUCUCGAUCGUUCUUGGCCUAAAGAAACUAGUCAAGAGGAGCCUCUGGAUAUCAUGUGUGCACGUAACUUAAUGGCCAACCAAGUCAUUGAGAAGAGAGUGCCCAACAUGAAGAAAGCAGAACUGAUUUUCAUCCCUGCACCUGGAAUCAGCCACCUGGCGCCAACUGUGGAGGUAGGAAAGCUCAUCAUCAACCGUGAUGACCGGCUUUCCAUAACAUUCCUUAUUAUAGAGCCACAGAGAUUUGACUCCAAACUUGCCUCUUACAUUGAAUCACUUGCUUCCUCCACCAUAUCCAACCGUCUCCAAUUCAUCAAACUCCCUCGUCUUGAGCCAACAUCCUCAGAAAAGACCUUGGGCAUAGGUAAGUUGCUCGAGGACCAGAAACCCCAUGUCAAAGAACAAGUGACCAAGAUUGUUCAGACCCAAAAUGGUCCUCAACUCGCUGGCUUCGUUAUUGAUAUGUUCUGUACAUCGAUGAUAGACUUGGCCAACGAGUUUGAGGUUCCCACCUAUCUUUACUUCACAUCAAGCGCGGCUUUCUUAGGACUCCAGUUUCAUCUCCAAACUCUUCAUGAUGAGCAAAACGUGAACAUUUCAGAGUUCGAUGGCUCAGAUGCAGAGUUAGAGCUGCCAGUUUUGCUGAACCCAGUUCCAGCUAAGGUCCUACCAACUCCUUUUCUUAACAAGGACUGGCAGCCUUCUAUCUUGGCUAUUACAAGAAGGUACAGAGAAGCCAAAGGUAUCAUUUUAAACACAUUCACGGAGCUCGAACCACUUGCAGUAAACUCUCUUCUUAUCCCUCCAGUGUACCCUGUUGGACCAAUUUUAAAUCUCAAGAGUGAUAGUGCUGAAAGAGCAGGUGAGGCUGACAAAAAGUCUGAUAUCAUGAAAUGGCUCGAUGAUCAACCUCCAUCAUCUGUGGUGUUCCUGUGUUUUGGGAGCUUGGGAAGCUUUGGUCCGGACCAGGUGAUAGAAAUUGCAUCUGCACUGGAGUUAAGCGGGCAUCGAUUCGUUUGGUCUUUACGGCAAUCCCCACCGGGGGGCGCAGCCUCUGCACCUCCUACUGAGUACACUAGUCUUGUAGAAGUAUUGCCAGAAGGAUUUUUAGGCAGAACGGCUGGGACUGGUAAGAUCAUCGGAUGGGCUCCGCAAGUUGCAAUCCUUUCUCACCCAGCAAUCGGAGGGUUCGUGUCGCAUUGUGGAUGGAAUUCAACUCUUGAGAGUGUAUGGUUUGGUGUUCCAAUUGCUGCGUGGCCAAUGUAUGCAGAGCAACAAUUCAAUGCCUUUCAUGUGGUGGUGGAGUUAGGGUUGGGUGUGGAGAUAAAAAUGGAUUAUAGGAGGUCUUUCAUGGACAAACCUGAAGGUAUAGUGAGCUUCGAGGAGAUUGAAAGAGGAAUUACAAGUGUUAUGGAGCAUGAUAGUGAGGUAAGGAAAAAAAUGCAGAAAAUGAGUGAAUCAAGCAGAUUCGCUUUGAUGGAAGGUGGGUCUUCAUACUCUAAUUUAGGUCGUCUAAUUUCUGAAUUUGUGGACAAUAUUUCUUAGUUUGUGGUAAUUGUUAUGGAAGUCUGACCAUUACCCUUGAUGGUUCCAUUUGGUUU
Messenger RNA from Tripterygium wilfordii, 1873 nucleotides. Its product is annotated as anthocyanidin 3-O-glucosyltransferase 2-like. The transcript has 3 exons. The record is from RefSeq and is a predicted model, not a curated record. The coding region runs from base 327 to 1817 and encodes 496 amino acids. Gene Ontology annotation, molecular function: UDP-glycosyltransferase activity. Lineage: Eukaryota; Viridiplantae; Streptophyta; Magnoliopsida; Celastrales; Celastraceae.